AUGUGGGAAAUACAUGCUUACUUAUUGAAUAUCUCUGUAACACUAUCUAUAUGUAUACAUAAUAUUUUAAUGUUAUACGAUACAGUGUAUAAUUUGCCAAUAAAAUUAAUUUCACGAGAAUUAAAUAUUGAAAUGGAUGCAGUGUAUCGUUUAAAAAGUUAUCUAUUUACAAAAUUACCAUUAUUCUCUGGUGGUUCAUUAAUAUGUACCUUUUAUUGGAUAGUUGUUUUAAUUAAUCGACCAAAAUCUAAUGAUUUAAAUGAUGAUGAUGAUGAUGAAGAUGAUGAUGAAGAUGAUGAUGAUGAUGAUGAUGACGAUGAUGAUGAUGAUGAUGACGAUGAUGAGUAUAAUCAUUAUUAUAAAAAUAAAAAUAAAAAUAAUAAAAAUAAUAAUAAUAAUAAUUAUAAUAAAAAUAAUAAUAAUAAUAAUAAUGAUAAUAAUAAUGGUAAAAUCAAUCAAAAUAUGAACAAUUUUUUAACAAGUUUUUGGAAUUUAUUUAUUCUACCUUAUACACUGUUUGCAUUACUCUUGAGUAUUUAUGCAAUGAUAGUAAUGACUGAUGAAAUAGGAUUUUUAAAAGAAGAUAUUUUAAAUUAUAUGUAUAAAGUAUUUGAUGAAAUUGUAUCAAAAAAUACUACAGUUGAACGAACAGAUAAACUUAUUGAUCAUUUAGAACGAUUACAAUUUGCAUUUACUUGUAAUGGGAUUGUACUUGAAUUAUACUAUCGAUUAUUAGACAAAUAUUCUUUACCAGUACAAUAUUUGAAAAUUUUCUAUCAUAGUCAUAAUCAUACUCAUAAUAGUUCGUCAUUUUAUCCAUGGAAUUUUACAGAACAAAUUGAAUAUUUAUUAUUAAAUAGUUCUGGACAUGAUCAAACUAUACAUAAUCAUUUGCAUAGAUUACAUCCACUACAGCAUUGGAAAAUGAAUCAAGAAGCGCCGGAAAUGAAUUAUUUCGAUUUUGAUUGUACCAAAUCGAUUACUUUACAAUUAACUAGUGAAUUAAACGCUAUGGUAUGGAUGUAUUGCAGUGUUAAUAUUGGUUUACAUCUAGUACAAUUAUUUAUUCGUGUCAAUACAACUGAAAGUGUACCAGAUAGUAUACGAUUUAAAAAAUGGUCAUUAAGUAUGACUAGAUUUUUACAAUUAAGACGAAUUUAUCAACAUUUAAAAGAUUCUCUAAUCUAUGGAUCAUAUGGUUAUGUAUCUGAUUGGAAUUUAUUAAAAGCAUAUCAAAAUCUUGAAUUAUAUUUUGAAUCAAUAAAAGAAUAUUUGGAAUAUUUGAAUAAUACCACGACGAAUAUGAUUGUUAGUAAUAUACCACCAUUGUAUAAAUCAGUGGAUAAAUUAUUGAAACAACAACCUAGUCGUGGUGUAAUGAAGAAAUCAAAAUCUCAUGAUGAUAAAUCACCGAGUGAACAUCAUUCAAAAAUGGAUCGAUUUCGAAAAGUAUGGCAAAAAUGUGUAUCAGUGUUACACAUCAUAGUAUAUAAUGAUAUAAUGGAGACAGUGGACAUUGAUUUCAAUCUUAUAUACAUACAUCGUUUGAUAUCAAUUCUACGUCCAGUAUUUUUUCUAUGUUUAGGUUAUAUAUUGAGUAGAAUAUACAUUCUUGUGAUUAAUCAUAUUCCAUAUAGAAGAGUUAACAUUGAAUAUCAUCAACAACAUGCUGCUGCUUUAAUUGCAUAUGAUGCUAGUUAUACAAAUAAUUUCAAUGUUAAUUCUAAAUUUAUCAAUGAAGCAUAUGCAGUAAUUUAUGCUAUUGAAGAACAUACUGAUUUAUUUUUACGUAUUACCAUUAUGAUUGGUGUGCUGAUCUCAUCACGUGUACGAUGUUUAUUAUUAAUUGUAAUACCGACAUUAGGAUUAACAGGUGGUAGUAUGUUUAUAGCUAAUCAAUUGAUACAUAUGUCAUUAGUUGGACCAAUGACAUCGAUUGAUUAUAAUAUGGAUAAAUUGAUUACUGCUUUAAGGUGUAUCGGUGAAAGAGCACGUAAAAUUUCUUAUGGUCCAGAAAGUUCCAGUCCAUUGGAAUGUAUAAUAUAUGAAGUGAAAAAUCCAUCAACUGGAUUAAUGCUGUCUAGAGAUUUUGUCGACAAUCCACCAAUCUCACCUGAAAUAGUAAGAUUAAUCAAUGAAGUCAGUGAGAAUAUGAGUAUGUUAAUUACAGAUUAUCAAAGUGUUCUACCAGAAUUAGAUUUAUUGUUUGAUGAAUAUAGAUAUUUGUCUAAAAAUUUCGAUCAAUAUUAUUCUAGAACUGUCGAUUGGUCAAUACGAUUUCACGCUGAAGCAAAACGAUUAACUAAAGAAGUUAAAAACCGAUUCGAUCAUAGAAUUCGAUCUUAUGAACAAGAGAUCAAUCAGUAUUUAUCAACUGUCGUUAAAAAUUCAGACUAUAAUUAUUCAAAUAUUUUUAUUAAAAAAGAUCAUUUACGUUUAGAAUAUGAAAUGAUUAAUUAUUUGUUAAAUGCAUGCAUUUUAUUACGUGAACGAUUAUUCACUGUGUGUACUCAAAUAGCUAAUAUAGUUUGUAAUCGUUUAAUUAAUGAACCUACAUUAGUUGGUGAUUGGAUAAGAGAUUUAUGCGCACAAUAUCAUCAGAGAGAAGAAUUUUGUGAAUUUUUUCAUAGACUUGAUGAAUUAAAAGAUGUCUGUGUAUGGGAUACACAUCAUUUACAAUUAGAUUUUGGUUUUAGUGUUUAUGUAUAUCAUAUUUAUAAAAUAUUACCUCUAUUAAAUCGUACAUUAAAAAUGGAAUUGAAAAAAAAUUAUGAAUUAAUUCAAUGGACUGAAGAUGAAUACAUUAGUGAAUUACAUUAUCAAGAAAAAUUUCAAAUAUUAUUAAAUUUAUUUAUUAUAGCUACAACAAUAUUUAAAUUAGCUUUUUUAGUGAUCAUUAUUCGUGCCGAUCGAUAUAUUUCUCAAUUUCUAUUGGAUAUUCAUUUUGAUAAUGUUCAUUAUGAGUCAACACUUUCAUUGAUUAUCAAAAAUCGUAUUCAUAAUGAUAAUGAUGAUGGUGGUAUUAUGAGUCAUGAAAAUGAUAACAAACAUUUUCGAUUAUUACGAUUUAAUGAAUUAUGUUUAAUAUCAUUUGAUUUAAUUAGUUAUAUUAUAAUACAUAUUAAAAAUAAUUUUUAUAAUUUUAUUACAGUUGUUGGUUUUGGUUCAUUAUUAUUUAGUAUAGUAUAUUCAGAUAUACAAUUUUACAAUUUAAUCUAUGCAUUAGAUACAGCUGUAUUGAAUUAUACAAAAACAUUUAAUGAAAUCCAAAUACAUCAUAAUAUAACUUAUGCUAAUGAAACAAUAGAAAGUCAUGAUACAUUUGUAAAAUUAAUUCAAUAUGGUUUAAUAGAAGAGAUUAAAAAAGAAAUAUUAGAUAGUGUUAAACGAAUAAAAUCAAAACAUUUAGAUUGUGAUAUAAAUGAUUGUUUAGCAAAUGGUUUUGAAGCUGAUUUUACAUAUCCUAUACAUUUUUCAAUAUUAUGGAUAUUAUUAAUGACACUUACAAUUGCAUCGAGUAGUUUAUUGAGUAUACGUCGUAUUAUUGUUAGUUUAUUUUAUCCACAAUUAGCUAAACGUCGUAAAUUAGCUGCUUAUCAUAAACAUGUUGAAAUGUUAACUGCUAAUGUACAACAAGUAUCAUCAUCAUCACCAACUAGAUCAUCAACAUCAUCAUCAGCGCAUCAUCGUCAUCCUCAUCAUCAUCAUCAUCAUCACCAUCACCAUCCUCAUCACCAUCAUCCUCAUCAUCAUCAUCGUCAUCAUCGUAAUCUAUUACUUAAUCGUCUUCGUCGAAAACAUCAACAAACCAGAAAAAAUGAAUCGGACAAAAAUAUAUCACUUUGGCAUAGAAUAGGUGUGGAACUUGUCUGUCUACUUGGUUUCGAUGAAAAUGUUUGCUUUGUAUGUGAUGGUCAAGUUCCGUCGAAUCCGAAACAUUAGACAUCUAUCUAUCUAUCUAUCUAUCUAUCUAUCUAUCUAUCU
This is a messenger RNA of Schistosoma turkestanicum, 3984 nucleotides long. The record is from the annotation of a GenBank genome assembly. NCBI's taxonomy places the organism in Eukaryota, Metazoa, Platyhelminthes, Trematoda, Strigeidida, Schistosomatidae.